UUCAGCGCACACUCCGGGCAACUGUGUGUGACUGACAGUCCGCAGUGAUGGGACGAGGGGUCAGUUCUCGCUGGGGGAAGCAGUGCAGCGGACUGGGCGAAUCUCGCAGUGUCCACCUCGCCUGUCGCUCCUCUGCAUCUUAAAUGAGAAGCCGAGGAGACAGCGGCUCGGUGGGAUCCCAGCUGCUCUCGCCCAACACACAAGCCUCCAGGGCCCAGGUUGGGGAAGGAGAGUAAACGGCCAAAUAGAACGCCACCUUGCGUUUCAGUCCGACUCAUGUUUUGUGUUAAUUAACCGAAAGCAAAACCGUGCAAAGUUUAUUACAAACUAAAUGCCAUUUAAAGGUGACAGACGCCGGAAAUCUGAAAUAAAAACAGAAAAUGCUGGAAACACUCAACAAGGCAGGCAGCAUCCGCGAAAAACACUGUUAAUGCAUUCAAGACCCUUCGUUGUUUACGCAGUUUCCAGCACUUUCCGAUAUUAUUGUAUUUUUAAAAGUAAAUCGCCCCGUGUAUUACUUAAUUUGAUUUUUGUAUCUGUUGUGGAAAUAUUCCCCUUUGCAAUACAUCAAAAGUUAAGUGUCAGUUAAAGGCUGACUCCGUGCCCUCGCAUCCGCCUGUUAUUUGCAGCUUCUAGUUUUGCAAUCGAACCAGUCGUUGUUGAGGGUGAACCCACUCUCGCUGUUUCCUGCAUAUUUUGAUCAUACCCCGAGAGCUCUGAUGUGCUAACAGCUUCGAGCAACUCCUCGGACGCGGGGGGGAGGGGGGGGGAGUUGCUGCCUGACUCUUUCUAUAGCUGUGACAACUGCUGUGAAGCUUUGGAAUCAACUGUGCGAGACUGUCCGGAACCGCAGGACCGACCUCCCCUCUUCGACUUGACAAGCUGCCACGGGUAUUAUCCAGGAUCAGAUAUCAGCAGCUCCAAAGUCUUGAACUGAUAGUCCCCAGCGCAGGCUUGAUCGGAGCCAAGAAUGCCGUGGCUGUGAUGAUGAUGCUGAUGAUGAUCGUAAAACCCACCGUGGUAGGAGGGUCCCGGCUGGUUGCACGUUAAUUAGUUCGUCCCAGUGCAACGCUCUGCAGUGUAAUCAGUUGCUGUCUGCUGGCCGGGGGGGUGGAUGGGACCAAAAUCCUUUCACAAGUCUUUCGCUGCACACAGCUACCCCUGCUGUCUAAGAGUACAGAAACAAGUAGUGUAUGUGUGUGUGAGAGCGAGAAAGAGAGUUUUUGGACGAAUUCUUAUUUCUCAUUUGCAGUUCCCAGUUGUCUUUUAGUUUGUCUGAGCCAAUUUAUGAUCUGAAACACUGAGGACAGCUUGGUUUUGGCCGAUUUUACUGGAAUUGUCUGUUGCGUCUUAACUAACAACAUGACACUUUUGGGCUCAGAACAUUCACUGCUUAUCCGAAGCAAGUUCAGAUCAGUUCUCCAGCUCCGUCUCCAGCAGCGACGCACACGCGAGCAGCUAGCAGACCAAGGCAUCAUGCCACCUCUAAAGAGUCCAGCUGCAUACCACGACCAAAGAAAAAGUCUGGAAAGAGCCAAGACAGAAGACUACUUGAAACACAAGAUUAGAAGUAGACCUGAGAAAACAGACUUGGUUAAUAUGCAUAUCCUGCAAGAUACACCUGCAGAGGGUAAACUUCAAGCAACUCAGAUGAAGCUCAAGAGGGCAAGGCUGGCCGAUGAUCUCAAUGAGAAGAUAGCCCAAAGACCUGGGCCUUUGGAACUGGUGAAGAAGAAUAUAAUUCCAGUGGACUCAGCAGUGAAAGAGGCAAUCAAUGUUGGCCAAGUUAAUUUCCCUAAAGCCCCCGACACGUAUUCCUUUGAAGAAGACAGCAGCAAUGAUGCUCUGUCUCCAGAACAACCCAGAAGUCAGGAAUCCCAGGGAUCAGAGAGUUUGCCUUCAGAAACAAAGUUCACUGAGUCAUCGUCACCUCUCGCAACCACUACAAUACAGUAUCUUCCUCACCUCUCCCAGCAGUGUGACUUAAACAGAUCUACGCCCAAUAGCCAGAUCAGACAGCCAGGAAGCCAAAACCAACAGAAUGGCCAAGUUACCACACCAAUCCCAGUGCCAGCAAUAGUUAAAACAAAGCCAUCAUCAGAUGGGAAGAACCAGCGGCACAAGAAGCCAAAGGACACAAAGCCAAAGGUGAAGAAACUGAAGUAUCAUCAGUACAUUCCACCAGAUCAAAAACCAGAGAAGUCCCUCCCUCCAAUGGACUCAGCCUAUGCCAGGCUACUCCAACAGCAACAGCUCUUCCUCCAACUGCAGAUAUUAAGCCAGCAACAACAUCACCAGCAACAUCAAUACAACUAUCAAAACAUUCUCUCUACUCCUCUGAAGCAGUCUGGUGAUCAGAUUUCCAGAAACACAUGCACCUCAGCCACUACCGUGCCAGGCAGCAGCCAAUCUCCUGUGAGGUCCACGAUAUCAGGUCAAACCACCAGCUGCCCUUUGAAGCCAGGACCCCUUCCAUCCAACCUGGAUGACUUAAAGGUAUCGGAGUUGAGGCAGCAGCUUAGAAUAAGAGGCCUUCCAGUGUCUGGUACAAAAACGGCCCUCAUGAAGAGGCUGAAACCUUUCCAGGACUCCAACGGCAACAGUUUGCCAGCCAGCAGCACUAGCACCACCUUGUCCAGCUCAGUCAGCGAGAUGACAACUGCAGCGUUCCCAAUGACCCCAGUGACCACCCUGUCGAGCUUUCAGACUCAGACUGCCACCACUGUGCUGCCGAAUGGCUUCUAUCAGUUUGGCAGCACCAGCUCAACCCCUCCCAUUUCUCCAGCAUCAUCCGACCUCUCCGUAACCGGAUCGGAUUUGAGCGGUUUGCCCGACAGCUUUAGCGACGUGCCUGUACCGUCCCCACAGCUCGGACUGCAGCCAUCGCCCAUUCAGCUGAGUGCCGAAGACAGCCUGAUGAGCAGCAUGAAUGGAGGCAGCAUGCAGGCAGAGCUAGAGGGCUUCGACACCCAGAAGGACAAAAUGCUCAUGGAGAAGCAGAAGGUCAUCGACGAGCUGACCUGGAAGCUGCACAUGGAGCAGAAACAGGUGGAAGAACUGAAGAUCCAGCUUCAGAAACAGAAGAGGAACAAUCAACACGACCAGCAGGCUUCUACUCAGCCGAUCUACAGCGUCUCUGUUAAGCAGGAAAACUUGAUGUCCAGCUGCCCGUUCGCCGGGCAACAGAUGAACGAUAGGAGUAUGACGCCAAUGAUCUCCUCCACGUCCAGCAACAGUUCCACAGAAAGCUUAAAUACAUGUGGUACGCCGCAGAAAUCGGGCGCUGUGAACAGUCAGGUGUGUGCAGAGACCACAGAGCACAACACGGUGAGGUCACCGCCGUUCCUCAGUCCACAGUGCUCACCGCAACAUUCUCCCUUGGGAGCACUAACCGGCAGCCCACAGCAUGCGAGUCUUCCUCCAUCCCCAAGCAACCACUUCCUUCUGCCGGUGUCACCUGCCCCCCAAAAUGGAGAUGGGCGUAGUGGUUCACCCCAUCAGCUUCAGUCCAUUCCAGCUUGCAACACUCAGCUCAAGAUACAGGGCUCAAAGGGACAGGAACCUCAGCAACAAAAUGGCAGUCCUCAAUUCCAGCAGCACCUCCAACAACAUAUAAUACGACAGCAGAUCCUCAGAAAGAUGAAUGUUCCUAAUACUGCAAAUCAAGUUGGUCAAAAAUUUGUCAUCAAUGCUGCUUCCUUCUGUAAUUCAAACUCAACCCUUAGCAAGAUCAAACAGCCUCCAUCCUACGAAGAUGCAGUGAAACAGCAAAUGUCUAGAAGCCAGAUGGAUGACCUGCUGGAUGUGCUGAUUGAGAGCGGAGAAAUGCCACCAAAUGCCAAAAACGAUCACCACUGUGCUCAGAAAUCAGUGCCUCAAAUCACAGUCUCUUCAGGAGCCUCCACUGUGACUGUGCCAAGGACUUCAUCAAGUCCUUUCAACCACAUGUCUCCUCCUCCGCUCUCCUUUGACCAUUGUGCAAGCAACAGUGACAGUCAGCUUGAAGCCCUUCUCAACUCACGCAGCUCCUUGAGCAGGGGGGGUGAUAUUACACUGCUUAAGAUUGGCAGUGAGGAGUCCCAGCUCGACAGCAUUGGUGAGGGCUUUUCUAGCAACUCCCGAGAAGAGAUGCUGAACGCUCGAGACAUUCUGGAAAACCCCCUUUCACCGAUGGAGACCCAGCUGUCGCCUUCUUCCACACACAGCCAUGUUAUGAACCUAGGUCUUGCAGAAACUCCCUUGGAGAACAUGGACUGGCUGGAUCUCACACCACCCAGCUCAACAGCAGGCUUUGGAUCAGCUGGUUCCUCCACCCCGAGCAUCUUCUCUGCAGAUUUCCUGGACGUUACAGACCUGAACUUAAACACAGCCAUGAACUUACAAUGGUAACAUGCUCAGGGGACUACGUACUACAGGUAGAUUUAAAGCCAUUUAAAUAGCAAAACAAAAUAAAAAGGAAGCAUAUUGCUUGUGUAUACAAGACAAAUGUUGACAACGGUAAAGUAAAUGGAAAAAUUCAGUUGGCUUGCAAGAUGAUUGCCCUGUGGCUGUUGCAUGUAGUAUUGUUUGAAUAAGUUAAAAUCUUCAUAAAGUUAUGUAUUACUGUGUUUUACUGGAAGCAAAGUGAACACAGUCCAUCACCAAAGAGAGACACCUGCUUUAAGUCUAAAUCUGACUAAAUUGGCAGGUGCAGUAUAUGGGUUAGAUAUACCGGCCAACUCUCAAUUUGGCCUUGUGCACACAGCCUGCAUUUUUGUUUUGUACAUAGCUUAAAUUUACUCAUAACUUUUGCAAGAUUUUUUAUAAUUUUUAUCAGAAAAAGAUUCUUUACUAAGCAAGCAAUAUUUGCUAUCCUGAAUAAUGGAAAGUGUUACAAUACUUGCAUCCUUUCUGAACCACAUUUGCAAAGUCACCCUACUUUAUGCAAGUAUUUGAUUAUUUGUAUUGUGAAUAUAUUUUAUUGUUCACUUUGCACAAUUAAAAGUAGAAGAGUUUGUCACAGUUUGCCUGUUUUUUUAUGUCUGCUAGGUAUUAAAAUAUUAGAAGGCAUUCCAUGCAGAUACUUGGUAGGAUUUUUUUUAAAUCAGCAAGUUCAUGAAAUUAUGCAGUGUAGUUCUUUGCAUUUCCAUUGUUUUUUGCUGACCUGAUAAUAUAGGAAAUAGGACGGGUAGGUGAGAAUUCAUUGUUUUGCUUAGUUCGUGAUGAGGAGACAUUUCCUGCCUUUGUCCACCCCUAAAGAGGCUCCACUUUGUAAAAAGCAGUGAAUUAUGCAACUGCAUUUUUAAAUCUGAAUAAAACAAAAAGAAGUUCUGAAGCUGGAAGGCUCUGCGUAGAUCAGCGAAUGUAAUCCUGAGCGCAAGUGCACAACAGCAAGCCAGCAUCAGGCUUGACAUUAUAUUCAGUUUUUACAAACUUGGGUGUUGACCAACUUGAUCUAUUUCAAAUAUUUUCAGCGUGCAACUCACAGGCCCACAUUUUAAAAAAAUUGAUAAAUAAGGUAUUAAUUUAAAAGGGAACAACACCAAACAAAAAGUUGGUGACAAUAGUUCCAAUCCUCGUCUUAGUGUAAAGAACAUAGUUUAUUUUUGGUAAAUUUUAUUCAAACCAAAGAAGUGCUCAGAAAAGCAUUAUUUUCAUACCAUUUUGUAUUUUAUAUUAUCCCUUUUUGCAAUGUUACUUGCAAUAAAAGUUCUUUACUGUGCCCGUUUGGAACAGCUAACUAUUCUGAACAAUUCAAUAUUCUGUAAUGUGACUGAAAUUUUAGCUAAGGAUUUUCUUGCUAACUUGUAUAGUAAUAAUAUAAAUUAAUAUUGUCCAAUUCACCUGCUUAUUAGUUUCUAAAAUAUAAAAAUCAUAUCUGAAAGGUACUGUGCAGUUAAUUAAUAUUUAUUACCUGCAAUAUUUUGUCCUUCUGGUUAUCUUGCUUAUUUGCCAUCUUGUAAUUUCAUUAAGUAUGGACUUCUCUGAAUAGUCAGUAAAAUUCUACAUAAUCAUAGGAAUCGUAGUGAAUGAUUAUCUUUGAUAUCUGAUCAAAAGCACUUCAUUGUCCAAGUUCUCUGUUUCUGAAGAAGUCAAUGUCAGUCCUAAGGCUGUUGUGAUCAAAGGCACAACUGCAGUUUGUUUCGCAUUAGAGAUGAUUCUUGGGCAGAAUGACCUGGCAGCUUCAUCUCCUUCAGUGAAAGCCUGCUACACCUGCUAUUCCAAGUAACCUCCCAUCCAAGUAUUAACUGGGUACGAGUCUUAUCAUCUUCUGACAUUAGAUGGGAUCAGGCACCAAUGGGUUCCUUAUUUUUCUAUCCCUUCAGCCUCUGCCCCACCCACUAAAUCAAUAAACAUUAUUCUAAAAUGGCCUUGAAUUAAAUAAUAUUUGUUAGAACAAUCUGUACCUUCCAAGUGAGUAUAUGUCAUUCCAAUGUUAACAUGUCUUUGUGUGAACCAAGUUAUGAUAUAACUGAGUGAGAUAAAUUGGCUUAGAUAAUCCUUGUGUACAAGCAUAUUUGAUCACUACAGUGCAUUUUUUAAACACAUAAUAGAAUAACACAAGAUUACGUUGUUUAAGCAACACAAUCACCAAUCCAUGACUGACAGCCUGUGCGAGGCUGAAGAGAUUUCCCAUUGAUAAUGAAUACCAUAGAAUUGCAAGAAAUGAUAAAAUUGGGCAAAUUGUAAUCAGUGAUCACCAGCAUUCAAAUAGCCUGUACAACUUUAAACCAUCCACUAUGUCAUUUCAGGUUUCAUUUAAACCGGAGAUUUUCAGACUCGUUCAUACAGCCUUGUUACCCAUGUGGUAAUACUCUACAGACACAAGAACAUUUCCGACGCGUUCAGAAAGAAAAGAUUAUUUGCUAUCUUUAAGGAAAGAUUAAGACGUCUUUAUUUAGCUCUGUAGAAUUUUUGAUCCGUUUGAGAGGCAUAUGAACAUACAAAUUAAGAGUAGGUCUGAGCCAAUUUUGCCAUCAAGCCUGACUACCAUUUAAUAAGAUCACGGCUGAUCUAAUGGUAACCUCAAUUACACAUUCUCGCCUAUCUGCAGCUUUCUUUCAUCUCUUUCUACCUGUCAAGUAUCUGUCUACCUCUGCCUUAAAAAUACUCAAGGACUCUGCUGCCGCUACCCUUUAUGGAAGAGAGUUCCAAAGAUUUGCAACAGAAAUUGACCAAACCAUUUUUUGAUGAGGCAUCUUAAAGACAUUGUUCCUCAGUGACUGAUCCUUGCAAUCAAAUCCUGAAAUAUUAUAAUCAAACAUUCUGCCGUGGUCAGCAAAUAGAUCCAAGACUGGUUAAUCUCAAAAGCUUUACUACAUAUUCAGAACACAGGAAAAUUCACAAUCAUAUAUUUAUGGAACCUUGUUUUCAUUGGUUGAAGCAAGAGUGACGAUUUGCCACAAUGAAUGUUUAAAUUAUCUUUACUGAAUGCAAAAGACAGAAAAUAGAACCAAUUCUUUAAAACAACAUGUUUGUAGGAGUUGCAACUGCAUGUCAAGGUAAAGGACCUUGCAUGCAUGGAAAACAAUGAUCAACCAAACCACUCUAAAUACUGUCAAUAUAAUCUCCACUUGAGACAUCACCACCAUUUAUCUCUCAAAGAAUCAGGACAGAUAUCUGUACAGAAACACUGGUUAUAUUGAAUCAUCUUACCAGCAGAAGCCUCUCAACUUCCCAUUAUUUGCUCCAUUCAGAACCAUGCUAAACUGUGUAUUUAAUUACAGUCAGAUUGAACAGUAUGAGAUAGUCCACAAUGGCUGCUGCAUCCUUUCCAAUCAUAUCAAUGAGUCAGACUGCGCACUUUAGUACAAUACAAACUUGCCUGAUUCAGGUACCAUAUUACUAAGACUCACACGUCCACCCCUGGGCAACACCCUCCUUGGGUUCUCCCACCCUUUGUGGGAGAACUUCAAUAUUACUCCUGUUUGAGCUGUUCAGUCUCCUUAUUCCAUUACCAUUCCCUAAGAAAAGAGAAAAUUAUUUCCCAGUGGCCCUGAACUUAGUUUUCUGACUGCAUGUCAAUAAGUUAUUGGUCUUGAAUUGAAAAUGAAUAAUCCACAAACUCAUUUAGAAAGUUGUGCUCUUUACCACCUCUGGUGGCUGAAGCCAGUGACAUACAGCUUUCCAGAAAGUAGAAACCCCUACUCAGAACUAAGCCACAACAAACAUUAUUAAUUUCCAUUUCCUUUAUGUGAAGGGCACACUGCUCUUGAUUUCUCAGACCGACUUGGAAUUCUCCAUGUGGUCCAGACACAGAUUUCUAAUGUUACAUAAUCAGAAUUGGCAGUGAUAGUGCAGUGGAGAAAUAUUGUUUGUGUUAGUGUCAAGCUUUAGUUCACCCGAUAUCUAAAGUGAAAAGAUAAACACAAUUACAAAUUGCAGAUUCAUACAUCUAAAAUUCACUCCAUGAAAUUCUUCACCCACGUUUUACAAAACUAUGCAAAUCUAGAGUCAUUGUACAUAUGCUAAAAGAACACGAAACAGUCCUCAUGGGACAUAACAAUUACCUGUCGUAUAUAUCCAAAUAGCUCAAAACUGAGCAUAUUCUCAAAACUACCAUGAGUUGAAAGAGUCUAAUAUGUUUUACAAUCGUAGCAGAAAAUCUGUUCAUGAGCAACAUUUUUAAAGAUAUUUUUAUAUGUAAACCUAGAAUUGGGUAGAGAAUGGGACUUGGGUCAUUAGCACAAUUAAAGAUAUUCUGGACAACCACAAAUUUUGCAAACACAGGUACAGUUGUUAGACUGACACCAUGUGUACAUUGGAUUGUCAGUGUAUCAGAUAAAGCACAUACAAAGAUGGUUGUGGUAGUCACCAGCAAGUGGAUGUGCCAUGCAUGGAGUAUCGCCAGAAAUGAAAACAACUUAAAUUUCUCACUUGGUGCGGUCAUCUCAGCAUACAGUCAGCUAACAUUGCUGAUCUAAUGGGUUUGUAAUGAUUGUGCCAAUACUUUCUUACCAGUACAUACCUACUUACAUUUACCUCUGAAUAUUAUAAGUGCUUUCUCUUUUGCUACCAAUACCCUUUUUGUCCUUUAGUUUCCUGUACAUGUCAUGUGCUUGCAGCAUUACUGACUAUUCUAUCAUCUUGAACAUACAGUAUAUCUUGCCUUAAUUUUCCCCGCAGGCCACCUCUCACAUGUGACUGGGAAGGUAUUGAACAGGAGUUGGUUGAACUUGUGUCCAGCAUUAUAACUUAAUGUACUAAAGACCUUUGCACCUGGGCCAUUACCUCAGUGUAUGCAAGAUCUUAACUUACAACCAUUUUUGAAUAAGUUGUUGUCCUGUUAUAUUUAUUUAGGGGGACAUAAGUGGAGGUAAUACCCUUUUGAGUUGCAACAGCCCUGCAAAAGUGCCAUUCAAUCUCAAAAGAAGUUUUAUGUAUGCAAAUGAUUCACAAAUCAACAACGGCAUCUUCCUUCUUUAUAUAUAGAGUCAGGUUAAUAAGUCACCUAUAGAACAAUUCUCCAGGAUGACAAUCAAAAAAAAUGUAGGGAGCAAACAGCCCAUUUGUACAUGAUGUCUGCCAUAUCAAACUGCCUCAAAAGUGUCAUUGUAACUUCGACCAAUCCUGUGGGCUAAAUUCUUUCUGUAUUCAUAUGCGCCUUAUUUUUUGCACUUUGUAAAUACUAUAUAUUUUCUUAUGGUGUAUCAUUUAACACAAUGGAAAUUUUGCUUUGUGUAUAUAACGGCAAUAGUGUAGGUGCCAAAGUAUUAAAGAAAGCUAUGUAAACAUUAAAAAUAAGUUUUGGAACUGGGUGUUCUUAAUAAAUCGA
Pristis pectinata (smalltooth sawfish) is the source of this 9754-nucleotide messenger RNA. It is a transcript of the gene myocd, whose product is annotated as myocardin. The record is from RefSeq and is a predicted model, not a curated record. The transcript has 14 exons. Gene Ontology annotation, biological process: cardiac muscle cell differentiation; smooth muscle cell differentiation. Bases 1363 to 4389 code for a protein of 1008 amino acids. Lineage: Eukaryota; Metazoa; Chordata; Chondrichthyes; Rhinopristiformes; Pristidae.